UCCUCACUUCCUGGGCCCGCCUCUUUCUCCCGGCGCUUCCGGCACGCGUUCCUUAGCAACGGCGGCCUACGCCAGCGCGUCGGUGGCGGAGUCAUGGCAGAGGUAGAGGAAACUUUAAAGAGGAUUCAAAGCCAUAAAGGAGUUAUUGGAACUAUUGUUGUAAAUGCAGAAGGCAUCCCAAUCAGAACAACUCUUGACAACUCCACUACAGUGCAGUAUGCAGGCCUUCUUCAUCAGCUCACAAUGAAAGCAAAGAGCACAGUGAGAGAUAUUGAUCCACAGAAUGAUCUAACUUUUCUUAGGAUUAGAUCAAAGAAACAUGAAAUCAUGGUUGCUCCAGAUAAGGAAUAUCUUCUUAUCGUUAUCCAGAAUCCAUGUGAAUAGAGCAGCUGCACCAAUACAUGGGAGCAGGACUACAAUUUCUAAAUGAUUUUUACUUGCUACAGAUAUAUAAUUUCCUAACUUUCUACUAAGAAACUUGUCUAGUCAUUUGUCAGGAACAAAAACCUUUGAAAGUUGUGUGUACAAUCUCAUCCCUUGAAUUAGCAUCUGCAUUAAUGCAAACCUUUAUCCUAAGUGUUUAAAAGACAAUAAACUUAAGUGUUAAACCA
Molecule: messenger RNA, 611 nt
Organism: Varanus komodoensis (Komodo dragon)
Lineage: Eukaryota; Metazoa; Chordata; Lepidosauria; Squamata; Varanidae
Gene: DYNLRB2
Product: dynein light chain roadblock-type 2
Exons: 4
Coding region: 94-384 (96 amino acids)
Biological process (GO): microtubule-based movement
Cellular component (GO): cytoplasm; centrosome; cytoplasmic dynein complex
Molecular function (GO): dynein intermediate chain binding
Source: RefSeq, a predicted model, not a curated record